UUCAGCAGAUCCUCAGAAUGAAGGUCAAUGGGGAACAAAAAAAGGAAAACAGAUAGCACAGGGGCUCAGGUCAAUGACACCCCGCAAUGCAGGACAACGAGGGAGGGAGACCUGAGAAGCACAGAAGAACUGCUCAAUCGCUGCAAAGGAAGGAACCGGAGAUUAGAGUGAUAUCAUGGAACAUAAACAGGUUGGCGCAGAUCUUGGACAACUCGGACAAGUGGAACAACUUCGUCAACUACACAGGCUGGUUUGCCCAGGAUCCUCCAGACUUUGUAUGCUUACAAGAAACUCAUUUGACUACCUCAGAGGAACAUGAGCAGGUCAAAAAUAGGAUCAUUCAAAGACUGAGAUGGGUUGCGGCAGACUUCUGGGCCCCUGCUCCACGAUCUCAUUCCGCAGGAGUGGCAAUUCUUCAAAACAAGCGGGCCCCCUUAGGGAGGAAGUUAAGUAUAGAGGAGGUAAGGGUAGAUGACGGCGAGGGGAGAUGGAUUAAGCUGAACUUUCUUUUUCAGGAAGAGCAGUUCUCUCUCUUCUCCAUCUAUGCGCCCAACACACUCAGACCAAGAGCACAGCUAAUGGAGGAGCUGCAGGCCUUAAUAGACCCCACUAGGCAUGUCACAUUAGCAGGCGAUUGGAAUGCGGUAUUAGAACCGCCUCGGGAUAGGAUGUCAGGGGGAGAGAGAGGACGGGAGAACGCACUAGGAGAGGAAGCACUCCCAAUUCACAACAUGAUGACCUCUUUUGACCUGAUCGAUCCUUAUAGGCUAUACUUUCCGGAGGAUAGACAGUUUACAUACUACAAGAGGAACAGGAGCCAACACGUGUCCGCAUCGAGAAUAGAUUUCUUUUUGAUCUCUCAAACAGUCACGGGAAUGAUUCACUCAGUGGGCAUAGGCGAUCCUCCUUACUUCAGUGGGUUAGAUCACAAACCCAUCUUUUUACAUUUAUCCACGGACAAGCAAGUCAAGAGAGGGAAGGGGUUCUACAAGUUGAACAACUCGAUCCUCCAAACCUCAGAAAUGAGGCAAGCCAUGCUGCAAUGUUGCCUCAACCAUGACCCGGACAAACAAUCCCUCCCAGACCUCUUGAACUCUAUGAGCAGAGCAUCGGCGACAGCGGCUAGACACUUAGCAGGCAAAAGGAAGGCCCGGGAAGCGGAGCUCCAGCAAGCACUACGUAUAGCCGACUCCAACCUCGCUAAGAACCCAGGGUCAGACCUGUACGAGAGGGUAUGGAACGCAGCAAGAGAGGAAUUGGGAGCAUGGGUGUGCUGGAGGUCCAAGGGGCUACAGAUGAGAGCAAGGGUUAGGGACUGGGAGGAGGGAGAAAGAAUGACGAAGUAUUUCUUUCAGAAAAUCAGGUCCAAGGGGCGGAGCUCCACAAUAGAGCAGCUUCAAACACCGGRAGGACAAGUGUCAACAGCGGAGGAGAURGUUGCGGUGGCUCAUCAAUUCUACAGCGCCCUAUAYAYGUCGAGAGAACAGGACYAUGCCCAACAGCAGGUGCAGGGGGCCAGAUCGAAGUUCCUAACCCAUCUAGAGCGGACGGURACUAGUGUGCACGCGGAGAUGUUGGAGGCCCCACUCACCCAAGAGGAGCUCUGGGCUGCACUCAAGUCAAUGACGCCCAACAAGACUCCAGGAAGGGAUGGCCUGACRAGGGAGUUCUGGCUUGAGUAUUGGCCARUCCUAGGGAGUGAAUAUAUGGCAUUCCUAGAGAGAGCCUGGCAAUCAGAGGGGCUGGGGCAGGACGCGGCCACARSCAUCGUCACUUUGCUSUAUAAAAAGGKGGAUCCUAAGGAUAUCAAGAACUACAGGCCUAUUACCUUGCUGACACUUACUCACAAGAUUGUAGCGAAGGCCUUGGCCAACAGACUUAGGAAGGUAACUAGAGGCUGCUUUCAUUUAGAUCAGACCGRCUUCAUCCCCGRCCGAUUCAUACUGGACAAUGUUAUGACGUUGUCAGAAUCAGUUCGCUACAUUAAGGAUAAGAGAAUCAAUGCGGCAAUUUUAUUCUUCGACUUCGAGAAGGCGUAUGAUCAAGUAAACUGGGGGUUUCUCCAGCAGUGCAUGGAAAGGAUGGGGGUUGGRCCCAACUUCAGGAAGUGGAUACGAGUGCUAUACAACGACGCACACGGCCAAGUGCAAGUGAAUGGCCACCUGUCACAGUCGUACAGGAUGUCGAGAUCGGUCCGACAGGGAGACCCCUUAGCAGCGCCCAUCUUCCUGUUUAUAAUGGAGGCGGUCGCAUCCUUCCUUAGAAAGGAUCCCUCCAUCCAGCGUCUGACGGCGGAACCAGACCAGCAGGGAAGACUGAUCCACUUGCCRACGACACUCCUCUUCGCCGACGACCUGACGGUACUGAUCCGGGCAUCGAACUCUUCAUUCGAAGCACUCACCAGAGCAAUGCUGGCCUUCCRGUUAGCAUCCGAAAUGAAAAUAAACURGCAAAAGACAACCGGAUGGUGGCUACACUACGCUGAAGGAGAGGGACAGAGGCCGGACAGCACACCGGAAGGAAUGCACUGGGUAACAGCAGAGGAACCCCUGCGCUACUUAGGAAUCAGCUUAGCAGAAACGGGCCCGCACCGCUCAAUGGCUCCARAGAUUCUAGCAAAAAUACUCUCUAAAUUAGGGGCAUGGUCAACGGUCUACACCUCACUCUUCGGGAGAGCGCUAAUCUUAAACGCUUCCAUCUUCUCCAUGAUGUGGUACGUGGGCACGAUUUGGACGCCACCRGAGCAGUCAGUUAAGGAAUUAAGAAGAAGAUCAGCAGCCUUUCUAUGGACAGCAAACCCUAGCAAGCAGAACUUCAUAUCCAAAGUCGCCUGGAAGCAUGUUWCCAAGCARARGGAGCAGGGGGGACUAGGCAUACUAGAACCAGAGCAACAGAUGAAGGCGCUGCAAACGAAGUGGGUGGUGAAACUCAUCACUCAUCCUCAGCUGCCAUGGGCACCCCUGGCUUUAGAGCACAUCAGAAGUCUGGCCAAAUACAAAACUCCCGCCAACAUGUCUGGGCUGUUCUGGGUAAUGAGUAAAUCCUGGACGCAGAGGAGAAAGUGCGGGGGGKAAGAGACAUUGGACGUACUAGAAGGGAAGGGAGGGUCCUACUGGGYGCAGCUCCUAAAGCUUUGGAGAGACAUCUUCCCAGCAAGGGUGAGGGAACCACGCAAUAGGGAGGAGGUGCUACRCCARCCGCUAUUCUGCARUCCUUGGAUCAAAGACAGGCAAGGGAAGCCGCRCAAUCUUACAGCACGGGAUUCGAAAUGGGGAACCUGGGUAGAACAUGGAGUUUGGCAGGUCAGACRUUUAUGGUCCGAAGAGCAGAGGCGGUGGAAGACAGCAUGGGAACUUCGUUUUGACAUGAAGGGCACUCACAAGCUGCUAGAAAACCUGAAUGAUCUCCUCGUCUCCAUCCCAACGGAAUGGGUAAAGCUGUUAGAAAAGGGACCACAGUGGGAGGGGGGGGACUGGGCUACGUGGGAACAGGAGCUUAAGCCGGAAGAGGCCUUCAGGAUAAGGGGUAGGACGGGCCCAGGGGAGACAUGGUUACUAGCAGAUAUGUACACAAUAGAAGAGGCAGGGGCUACGACGAGUCAGCUGGACAAGGCAUYGGCCACCCCGAUAGCAAUCUUAACAAGUGCAGUGCGGAAGAUCAGGGUGGUGGAGACGGACAGCUACACAAUCUAUGCCCCGGCCAUGGCACUAGAAGACUUGGAGGUAGACCCAGCAGAAUGGGCAUGGAACCUCAGGGGUGGAAGGCUGAGGGYCACCAGGAGAAUAAACAUACUACAUUACUCAACCCAUCUGGGAUACAGACUCAGAAGGAGGUCCCACCCACUGGCAGAUUCUCUGGCCACAAGAUGGGAAAGGAGGCUGGAAGUGCCUAGGGCACAGGUUGCUCACCUGCCGUGGUCAACACUGAACACCAUAAGGUUAGGCAGGGUUAAAAGCAUGCAAUGGCUGAUUUUCCACGUGGCGCUCCCAGUUAAUGCCUGGUUGUACGAGCGCUGAAGCCACCAUCAGAGAGAUCAGGUCAACAAAAAAUGCCACCUCUG
Molecule: messenger RNA, 4060 nt
Organism: Chara braunii
Lineage: Eukaryota; Viridiplantae; Streptophyta; Charophyceae; Charales; Characeae
Source: the annotation of a GenBank genome assembly